Messenger RNA from Talaromyces marneffei, 2100 nucleotides. RefSeq lists its product as uncharacterized. NCBI's taxonomy places the organism in Eukaryota, Fungi, Ascomycota, Eurotiomycetes, Eurotiales, Trichocomaceae. The record is from RefSeq and is a predicted model, not a curated record. Gene Ontology annotation, biological process: peptidyl-threonine phosphorylation; peptidyl-serine phosphorylation. The transcript has 4 exons. Gene Ontology annotation, molecular function: protein serine/threonine kinase activity; ATP binding. The coding region runs from base 1 to 2100 and encodes 699 amino acids.
AUGGCCGUGAAAAUAUUCAACUCGGAUAGUACCAACGAUUUUGAAAAUGAGAGGGACGUUUUGUCGCGGAUACGAAACAGCCGCAGCGGACAUGUAAACGUUCUCGUCAACUAUGGAAGUUUGGUUUACGGUGAACACCACAUGCUUUUCUUACCAUGGACGAAUCUUGGGACGCUCGAUGACUUUAUAAGCUUCGAAGAGCAUCGAGAUACUACCGCAAAGAAACGAAACAUCAUAUAUUGCAUAAUCGAUGUAGCUGAUGCCUUGGCUUGGCUUACCAAAUUGAAGAUCUCUCUACCUCACAAAUUUAGGGAAGUGCAGGUGAUGCAUUGUGACAUCAAGCCGCAAAAUAUAUUAAUAUUUCCAGAUUCUACUCGCGAAAAUGGGUUCAUCUUCAAGGUGUCUGACUUUGGCCAUGCCUUUAUGAGCUCGUCAAUCGAGACGCAAAGCCGUCGAUAUGAGUCGACCUAUUGCGCACCUGAGACGAGAGAAAGGGGCAGUGUCGAGAAAACCAGUGAUGUGUGGCCGUACGGCUGUAUUUUACUACUAGUCCUUAUUUUCACGACUCGCGGUCCUCAAGAAAUCAUUGAUCUACGGGCAGAUUUAUCAAGAAGAAGCACCGUUGAUACCUUUUACCAAUCAACAAAUUAUCAGUUGAAAGAAUCUGUAUCCGAUUGGAUUGACAUUUUGAGAGAUGGGAAGAUUUCGAAUGCUGAUAUAAAUGAGACGGAAAUGACUAAAGCGAUGGGAAAGAUAUUGCAUGAUGACAUUCUUGUAUCAGACCAUAAAAGUCGUAAAACGAUGGAUGUUAUUUGUGGAAACUUGAAGGAGGCAUAUAACAAAUUAUAUACGGCUGUUCAAACAAGCUCGUUGACUGACCACAAGGGAAUUCUUCGGAGAUGUGAAUCGUGCGCCAUUCCGGCAAAGGCUGAGUAUGUUUGUUUGCACGACGAGGACAUGAACAGUUACGGUAUAUUCUUCACAGACACUCUACACUUCAGGGGACGACUGGAACUCGUGAUGCCAAUGAGCCCACGAGGAAGAAAUUGGGAAAAGCAGUUCACUUUAAAUGUGUCAACUUGCGCUUCUUCGCAUAUCUGCCUCGUUAAGAAGGCACCACCAAGAAUGGAGCAAGCGAAUCUUGAGAUCGUUCUCUAUGAAGUUCAGAGAAACCCGAACGCAGCCACCCGUUACGAAGGAUUUAUGAUCCCCUGGGCACAGCAUAAUAAUACGGUUAUAUUGGCAAUUUCCCCUAACGGAAACUGGAUCGCCACUUGUACGCGAACCGGUACGGGCAAAGAAGUUAGAUACAAAAUUCAUGUCGUUUCAAUAGAAGGUUUGAGACAAUCACUAAGAUGGCUUUCCACAGACCAGUCGAGUACGUCCAGUCAGUCAAGAGCAUCAAGAGAAUCAAGAGCCUCAAGAGAAUCAAGAGGAUCAGCAGGAUCAUGGGCAGAGAAUGUGUUUGAGAAACAGCUGGACGACGUUACCAGGGUACGGGCAAUCUUUUUCUCGAGGAAUAGCAACAAUUUCAUUGUCGCAUCAGAGAUGAAUGAUGGACCAUCAUCAAAGUGCAGCGUAUGGUACUUUCAAUAUCUCAAUUCAUCAUGGGCUGCUCUAGGACACGGGACUGACGAUGAUAAUGACACAUCUCAUGAUGGAUUUUGGACCUCAAUGGUUUCGUUCAAUCACAACCCCGGGCUUCUCGCCAUUUCUCAUAAAAAGACAAUCGUUAGGUCCGGGGCUGGCUUACCGUUCGUGUUUAGAGAAUGGGAUGAUCAUCGGUUCGACCUUGAAAAAGUUCUUCUCACCGAGGACGAUAAAGUUGGUGUAAUCCUGGGGUUCAAAGAUAAAGAAUUGAGAGUUUAUUUGAUAUCGACGGAAAACAUCUACAGAAAAACAGAGUUGAAAUACCCGGCAAAUAACGCACCCAAAUACAAGUACCGAGGCUUUAGUGCCGGUCUUUACAACGGAGUUGAUGACAAGGGGAAAAGGAAACUGAUUCUUACAGUUGGUUUCCCGGCUGCUCUAUCAAUAAUUCGGCUUGAUAUUACGGUGGCUGUACAGAGCUUUCUUGCGAACAGGUUUGAUCUGGACUAG